Messenger RNA from Portunus trituberculatus (swimming crab), 2385 nucleotides. RefSeq names its product general transcription factor II-I repeat domain-containing protein 2-like. The coding region runs from base 198 to 638 and encodes 146 amino acids. The transcript has 2 exons. The record is from RefSeq and is a predicted model, not a curated record. Lineage: Eukaryota; Metazoa; Arthropoda; Malacostraca; Decapoda; Portunidae.
AUAGGACACUUGCUUUGCAACUAUUAAGCAUUGCAACUUAAUGAAGUAGUUCACGACAAUUUCUAAAACUUCAGUUAUACCUGAAACAUCGAUAUUCACCCCAUUUUCUAUGACUCAACAGAUAAUAGAAAAUCGUACUACAGGUCCAAUACCUGUUUGUUUACGACAGACGACGCUGGCUGUAAGCAGCAACCUGCAUGUGCAAUGUGCACUUCAUUCAAAUUACGGAGGAUUUGCUUGGUAAAGAGAAGUUCGAGCAGCCCGAGCAAAUGGUAGUUAUGUGUGUUUGUGAGAGGAAAAUGGCUUGCUCCAAGAAAAGAAAAGUUAACAGUGAAAAUCAUUCCUUUAAAGACGAAUGGACAGAUAACUAUGCCUUCAUUCUCCCUGCAAAAAGUUCAAAACCAGUCUGCUUGAUAUGCAGUGAAUCCAUUGCUGUUGUGAAAAGUGGCAAUGUGAAAUGCCACUAUGAAAUGAAACACAGCAACUUUGAAAAGAAUUAUCCCCAGAACACUGAGACACACUCAAGAAAAGUAAAUCAGCUCAAAUUACAGUACAAGAGGUCUACUAAUGUUCUCACUAAUUCCAUGACUCUCCAAGAAAGAGCAGUUGAAUGUUCAUUGAAGAAGCUUGGAUUUUAGGAAGACACAAAAAAAAACAUUUUCUGAUACAGAGACGACCAAAGAAUGUAUGUUGGAGGUUACUGAAACACUGUUUGAGGGUAAACAAAAGGAUGACAUCAAAGAUGAAAUUAAGCAAAUCCCACUGUCAGAUUCCACAGCAAUGAGAAGGACUGCAAUAUUAGCUUAAGAUUUGACGUCACAACUUGAUAAUGCAAUGCAAAAUGCAUCAUGUAUUUCUCUGGCUGUAGAUGAGUCAAUAGAUGCAACUGAUAGUGCUCAGCUUCUUGUCUUUGUCAGAUUUUAUGAUAUUGCACAGAAGGGAUUCUGUGAGGAUCUGCUUGGUGUGGCAAGCCUGGAAGCCCAAACACAUGGAGAAGAUAUCUAUGAGGCUAUGAAAAGGGCGCUCCAUCAAUGAUUGGAAGAGAAAGGGGACUAGUUGGACGGCUGAAAGAGGAUCAUCCUGACUUGAUAUCAUACCACUGCAUAAUUCACUAGUCCAUCCUCUGUGCUAGUUUUAGAGGGGACUAUGCUGUGAUCGUGGAAAAGAUUAUGAAGUUAGCCAACUUCUUGAGAGCAUCAUCAUCACUACAGCAUCAGCUACUGCGUAACUUUUUAAGUGAGGUUAGUGCCAGCUAUGAUGAUCUACUCCUGCACAACUAUGUACGGUGGCUUAGUAAGGGCAAGAUUUUGGAAAGGUUUUGGAGUAUCAGAAAAGAAGUACAAGAAUUCCUUAGAAACCAACAAAGUGCCGCCAAAGCAAAUAAGUUUUUAGACUUUUUUGGAAGACGAAAAGAAGAUGGAAAAGACAGCAAUCUUAACAGACAUCACGUUUCAUCUCAAUGCUCUCAAUGUCAAACUACAAGGAAAAAACAAGACAGUGUGUGAUCUUAUUUCAUCUGUUCAAGCUUUCCAGAAGAAGCUGGAAUUUUUAAAAAAAGACUUGCAGGGAGAACUUCACUUUCCCAGACUUUUGGAGCAUACCAAUGGAGAGAAAGGUCACAAUUAUACUGAAUUUAUUGUUAAACUGAUUGGCAACUUCAAAGAUAGUUUUGGUGAUUUUUCACUAGGAAGUCUGCUGUUGCUUUUUAUUCAGAACCCCUUCAUGAUUUCAAAUAUAACCUUGUUUUCACACGAAGCAAAACAGGCGUUCAAAUGGGUAAAUGCUGCAUCAGUUCAAAUGGAACUAAUUGAUCUGCAUGAAAAUAUGAUCCUAAAAGAGGAGAGUGCUCAUUGUGAUCCUGUCACAUUCUGGACAUAGAAGGUAUCACAUGAUUCUUUUCCUAGUCUGCAUAAAGUUGCAGUGCAUGUUCUGACAAUGUUUGGAUCUACUUACAGUUGUGAAUCUGCUUUUUCUACAAUUUAUUUAGUGAAAACCAAAUACCACUCUAGAAUGACCAAUGAACACUUUCACCAAUGUCUGAGAUUGGCUGUCACAUCCUUUGUUCCCAAGUUCAAGGACAUUGCAAAGAACAAGAAAUGUAACUUUUCACAUUAAUGAGCAUUUGCAAAAUUCAAUCAUUCUGUGACAAAUGUACAUGAGUAAUGUUUAUGAACUUUAUGCUUUCAGUUAGUGCAGUAUCGGCAUUAUAAUGAGUUGAAAAGAUAUUUUCUUUGGAUUUCUCUUUGGCAAUUAGAAAGGAUUUUUUUGCAAACAUAGUAAUAGUACUAUUAUUAUUAUUGUAGAAUUGAUUUUUUUUCCGAAGUUGGAAUUAUGAAUAACUUUGAAGUUUAAAGUUGUGUACUUGUAACUUGAAAUAAAAUGUUC